Messenger RNA from Carcharodon carcharias (great white shark), 1092 nucleotides. Its product is annotated as 5-hydroxytryptamine receptor 1E. The transcript has a single exon. Gene Ontology annotation, molecular function: G protein-coupled serotonin receptor activity. Gene Ontology annotation, cellular component: plasma membrane. The record is from RefSeq and is a predicted model, not a curated record. NCBI's taxonomy places the organism in Eukaryota, Metazoa, Chordata, Chondrichthyes, Lamniformes, Lamnidae. Gene Ontology annotation, biological process: adenylate cyclase-activating adrenergic receptor signaling pathway. The coding region runs from base 1 to 1092 and encodes 363 amino acids.
AUGAACUUCACAAACUGCUCAUAUGCAUCUUGUCCAGGACAAACAAAAACAUUCACUGAAAGGACUGCCAUUGCUUUAGUCUUGUCCUUGAUUGCAAUUAUGGCAACUUUGUUCAACUUUGCUGUAAUAGCUGCUAUUUGUAUUACAAAGAAACUGCACCAACCUGCAAACUAUCUCAUAUGUUCCCUAGCUCUGACAGACCUCUUUGUCGCCAUUUUAGUAAUGCCUAUUAGUAUUAUGUACAUUACUACUGAGACCUGGCUUCUGGGUUAUAUUGUUUGUGAGGCAUGGCUGAGCUUGGAUAUGACAUUCUGCACAUGCUCAAUCCUCCAUCUGUGCGUGAUUGCCCUAGACAGAUACUGGGCCAUCACAGAUGCAAUAGAAUAUACUAGAAAAAGAACUGUGAAACGAGCACGAGUCAUGAUACUGGCUGUAUGGGCCAUUUCUGUUUCCAUAUCCAUGCCUCCCCUGUUUUGGAGGAGCCACAGUGUUAACAGUACAGGGGAGAAAUGCACUAUACAGCACGACCAUGUGAUCUACACCAUUUACUCAACAUUUGGAGCCUUCUAUGUUCCAUUGGCUUUAAUUCUUAUCCUUUACUACCGCAUCUACCACGCAGCCAAGAACCUUUACCAGAAGCGUGGCUCAAGCCGCCAUUUCAGUGGUCGCUAUAGCGACAGCCAAAUUUCCACCUACGUGAGCUGCAAACUGACACACACUUGUGUGUCCAAUCAACCCAGCUCUGAGCCCGCGCUGAAGUUUCACAAUGAUCGUGUGACAGUCAGGAUCUCGCCGCUCGAAAACGGGGUGGGGAGGAAGUGCGAGCGCCAGCAGAUCUCCAGCUCAAGGGAGCGGAAAGCAGCUCGCACUCUGGGACUUAUACUCGGGGUUUUCAUUAUCUGCUGGCUACCCUUCUUCAUCAAAGAGGUUCUUGUGGGUCUUCACCUUUGGGCUGCUUCUCCCCUGGUUGCUGAUUGUCUAACAUGGCUGGGCUAUGUCAAUUCUUUAAUUAACCCUCUCUUGUACACAAGUUUCAAUGAAGAUUUCAAGUUAGCCUUCCAGAAGCUUACAAGGUGCAGGAAGCACGGUUAG